AUGGCGACGUACCGUACUGAUGCAUCACUAGACCGAGCUACAGCUCGCACUCAUCAGCGUGCCCAGAGCGAGCCGUUAUACCCGGUCAUCAGUGAUAGGUACGACAUCAUGGCCGACUUGCCACAGGGCUACCAGCUCCGUUCGUUCCGAUCAUGCUCAACGCCAAACCAAUUGCAGAACGCCGUGAGGGCCAUUUAUGAGCAGUUGGAGCACGACAAUGGGGAAGGCAACCAAUGGUUGGUCAUCAGAGGCCUGUCCCAAGCGGCCAUUGAAAGGCUAAGCAACCGCACCGGCUGCCUGGCGGGUAUUCCUUUUCGGUUCAUGUGGGUUGGGACCACUGGCCUGAUCAAAGUCGUCCCGACUGGUGCACAUGACAUAACCACGUCGGAGCUGAGGUCCUACAUUGAAGACCAGCGCCGGCAGAUGGGAAUGCCACGCCUUGACAUUCUCUGGGGAUCCACAGUCACUACGCCCGGCACCGUGACUACCCACGGCAAAGAGGCAGACGAGUGCAUCUACCCACGUGGCCGGGAGCCUCUUGGUAGCCAAUUUCGUGGCUGGCCAACUCUCGUCGUAGAAACGGGCGUUUCGGAGUCUUUGGCAAAGCUCCGGAGAGACGCCACUUGGUGGUUUCAAAAUUCUUCCGGGGACACCAGAAUCGUUCUUCUUAUCUCGAUCAAGAGAUCCACGAAGCAAAUUACGAUCGAAAAAUGGCAGCUCGCCCCUCCGAAUCUUCCAAGACCAUUGACGAGGCAAGCAAUCGCUCAGCUGCGCCAGCAGCCUAACCAGAUGCCCCCGCUUGUCCAACAACAGGCAGGCAGCCAAGUUGCUUUCUCCAUUCAGGAAAUCGUCAUAACGCCUGCAGCGAUUACUGGAGGGCCUCUUGUCAUUCCCUUCCAGGCACUGGCUGAUCGCCAGCCUACUGGAGCUGAAGGGGAUAUAGUCAUCAACAACCAGGGCUGGCGUGAAAUUACACGUUGUGUUUAA
Molecule: messenger RNA, 987 nt
Organism: Aspergillus terreus NIH2624
Lineage: Eukaryota; Fungi; Ascomycota; Eurotiomycetes; Eurotiales; Aspergillaceae
Exons: 1
Coding region: 1-987 (328 amino acids)
Source: RefSeq, a predicted model, not a curated record